AUGGAAGUACCAGAUUGCUUGUAUUCGGAGAAAGGUCUAAUGUUUUUGGGAGAUAUCAUUAGGGAGUCUAAAAAGCUUCAUCCAAGCACUGAGAGAUGUAUCCGAUUAGAUGUGGCUCGUAUUCUCGUUGUUGUAAAUUUGGAGAAGCCGCUCCCGAGUAAGAUAGAUUUGAGCGAUGAGCAAGAGACGCUAAUCUCAGUCUCUUACCUGUGCCUUCCUUCACGAUGUCAAACAUGUCAGGCAUAG
This is a messenger RNA of Arabis nemorensis, 246 nucleotides long. The record is from the annotation of a GenBank genome assembly. NCBI's taxonomy places the organism in Eukaryota, Viridiplantae, Streptophyta, Magnoliopsida, Brassicales, Brassicaceae.